Notolabrus celidotus (New Zealand spotty) is the source of this 2047-nucleotide messenger RNA. It is a transcript of the gene itm2cb, whose product is annotated as integral membrane protein 2Cb. The transcript is spliced from 6 exons. NCBI's taxonomy places the organism in Eukaryota, Metazoa, Chordata, Actinopteri, Labriformes, Labridae. Gene Ontology annotation, molecular function: amyloid-beta binding. The record is from RefSeq and is a predicted model, not a curated record. Gene Ontology annotation, biological process: negative regulation of amyloid precursor protein biosynthetic process. The coding region runs from base 151 to 921 and encodes 256 amino acids. Gene Ontology annotation, cellular component: Golgi apparatus; extracellular exosome; plasma membrane.
GUUCGUUCGUCAGAGAAGACGCUCUUCUGAUGUCACUGAGUCCCGGGGGCGACACCGGUCUGCUGCUAUAUAAUCUCCACUGCUCGCUUGAUGAAGGCAGCGCACUGAACCAGAAACCAUCUAAAGAAAACAAACACCGAACAAACAAACAUGGUGAAGAUCACUUUCGUGCCGGUUUCGGCGCAGAAGCCUGAAAAAGAAAACGAUGUGGACAAGAUCAUUAUACCCCAGGCUCACGAGCAGCUGGUUCUCCCUGUCACCUCCAAGAAGCAUUUUCCAACCGGCCUCUGCUGCCUCACUUUUGGCCUGGUGGUCUUCAUGUCGGGACUGGUUCUGGCCUCCAUCUACGUCUAUCGCUACUACUUUAUACCUCAGCAGAUCCCAGAGGACAGCUUGUUCCACUGUCGGGUCAUCUACGAGGACUCUGUGUUCGCUCCUUUGAGGGGUCGCCAUGAACUGGAGGAGAAUGUCGGCAUCUACCUUGAUGAUAACUAUGAGCAGAUCAGCGUACCUGUGCCACACUUUGGAGGUAGUGACCCUGCAGAUAUCAUCCACGACUUCCAAAGGGGCCUUACAGCUUAUUACGACAUUGCUUUGGACAAAUGCUACAUCACAGAGCUGAACACCACCCUGGUGAUGCCUCCACGGAACCUGUGGGAGUUGCUCGUCAAUGUCAAGAGAGGGACGUACCUUCCUCAGACCUACAUCAUCCAGGAGGAGAUGGUGGUGACAGGGAGGGUGAGGAGCAUGAGGCAGCUGGGACCCUUCAUCCACAGGCUCUGCUAUGGCAAAGAAACUUACCGCCUCAGACGCCGCAACCAGCGCAGACGUAUUGAUAGGCGGGAGACAAAGAGGUGUCACAGCAUCCGUCACUUUGAGAACACAUUUGUGGUUGAGACAGUCAUCUGUGACAGAGUCUGAAACUGGGGCGGAAAUCACAGCUAUCCAACACUGAAGCCAACUCUAAACCAUACCUCUUGAAUUCUUUAGGCUUUCAAAUGCACUUUAAGAGCAGGUUUUGUCCAACAGUUUUAGUUACUGUCUGUUGUUUCUUUUUGUCUCAAGUUUGAAAUGCUCUGUAAUUGUUUGUGUAUGAUAUUGAUGUCUUUUUUUAUUAAGAGUCUGUAUAUUUGGAUGAUGUCUUCAAUGUUUGAAUAUAUAUGUAGACUGUCAAAUGUGAAUACGAUUUUACUGUUCAAUUGUCUGUUUGAGACUUUUUCAUCACAAAACUUGAUUUUGUUUGAUUUAAAAAUUUUAUGUUGGACUUGUUUUUUAUUUUAAUUUUGUAUGCCGGUGCUCUGUGGCUGAAGCUGCUUGCACUCUGCAGUCAUGUUACUUUUGAUUUCUUUGUUGAUAUUUUGUUUUGAAUGUCAGAUAAUGGCAAAACAUACCUCAUGUAGUUUAGACAUUUCUUUGCUGGUUUAUAUCAUUAAUGAACGUUGUACAUAACUUUGAUUGUUCUGAAGCAAUAUCUACUGUACAUUAAUUUUGAACAUACUACUACAUGCAUAGAUUUUUAUCUGAAAUCGACUCGUUUGGGAAUGUUAAGUUCUUUAAUGUUUGUCUUUUUAUUUCCUUGUGUCACAUUUGCCUACUCGUUGGAUAUAACGGCUUUAGACUGUAAUUAGUAGCAGCUUCAGAGGGACAGAAGGAACCAAAGUCUGUGGUCAGAAAUGCUAUGCUUACUGUAAAGGACAUAUGAAAUAUUUAGAAGGAAUGCUUUUUACUGUAGAUGAAAUCAAAGGCUGAACUCAUUUCUUCUUGCUCAUCUUCCUCUUCCUCCAGAUUUGGCUGUUGUCUUUAGCUUUUGCCUUUUCUAGACCCUUCUAUAUCGGCAUUAUAAUCCCUCUAUCAAUGUUGAUUCAUCCCAACUUAAAUAAGAAAGGCUUGGGGUGUUCUUAUGUAAAACUGGAAGCAAAUAAGUCUCUGUUGAGAGAGACCUGUGGUCUAUGCUCAUAUUCAUUGUCCUGGAACUCCUAUUCUGAUGUACAGUCGAUUUUUCUUGUAAUAUCUUGCUGCUUUAAAAAUAAAUGAGAAAACCAAUUUA